Molecule: messenger RNA, 759 nt
Organism: Gongylonema pulchrum
Lineage: Eukaryota; Metazoa; Nematoda; Chromadorea; Rhabditida; Gongylonematidae
Source: the annotation of a GenBank genome assembly
AUGUUCUGUCGGCACGAUCGUCGGAUUAUAAGCAAGAACAUCGCUCGUUAUGAAAAAGAGCGAUGUUUUUUAAUAACGAUCGAAGUUUUUUGCUCACACCUCGGUAAGAAUUUAAAAGUAUCAACAAGGCACGUUAACUGUCGCAUUCAGCCACAGUCUGGUCACACUCAUUGUCUCAUCAUCGUAUUCGAAUUCUGGGUAUUGUAUUACGACAAUAGCUACUUCCUCGUUCAUAUUGAUUAUAUCCAUGAAAGUGUUUGGCGGCUCGGUGUCAUCGCCGUUAUUCCACGGAAACAUUCUGGCGCCGUCGUGGAUACUGUGGCUGGUGCAGUUGUCAAUGCUGAAGUUGGCGCUUUCGUGAAUACCGUGGUUGGUGCAGUUGUCGAUGCUAAAGUUGUUGCUGUCUUGGAUACUACGGCUGAUGCAGUCGUCGAUGGAGAAGUUGGCGCCGACGUCGUUGCCGUGAAUGGUGUAGUUUUCAGUGAAGUAGCUGGCGUCUUCGUUGAUACCGUGACCGGUGCAGCUGUCGAUGUUAUCGUUGGUGAUGUCGUGGAUACUACGGCUGAUGCAGUCGUCAGUGCUAAAGUUGACGUCGUCGUGGAUACAGUCGCUGGUGCAAUUGUAGAUGAAAAAGUUGGCGCCGUCGUGGAUACCGUGGCUGAUGCAGUCGUCGAUGCUGAAGUUGGCACCGUCGUUGAUACCGUGGCUGGUGCAGUUGUCGACGUUAAAUCGUUUCUGCCACUGUCGCUGACUGUGUAG